CAAGAUGAAGAAGCGGAUCGCCACUAUGUAAAUACCGACUGCUCCGUUGAUAACCGCUGGAGAAACGCAGCAAGACAAUAGAGACCCAUCUCCACCGAUACUGCCUGUCCACCAUCAGCGUUGUAUUAACGGGACACCUAAUUUUUUUCCUGCUUUGGGAGUCUCACGUUCACCAGUCUGUAGGCAGCCAUGGGUGGGCUGGGUAAUGGUCGGCGCGGCGGUAGGUCUCCUCCUCUGAUGAUUGGCGCCCUUAUUGCCUGUAUACUGGUCCUGGGGUUUAACUACUGGGUAUCCAGCUCCCGCAACCUGGAACUACAGACCAAGCUGUAUGAGUUGGAGGGCCAGGUGAGGCGGGGGGCAGCAGAGCGAGGAGCAGCAGAGAUAAAGAAGAAUGAGUUUCAGGAGGAGAUCCAGAGGCAGAAGGAUCAGCUCACUCAGAUGGAAAACCUUUACAAGAAACAGCUAGAAGGAGCCCAGAACACCUGCAGCCAGGACAAGAGUCUGCUGCAGCAAAACAUUUCCACCAGUACCCAAACCAUACAGGCACUCAAAGGUCAGUUGAACCAGUUGAAUGAUGACCUGGGAAAACUUCAGAAGGAGCUGCAGAGUUGCCAAGGCAACCUCAACACCCUUAACAAGAAACUCACUUAUGACAUGACCCAGUGUAACACGCAGAUCCUGUCGCAGAAGGAGCUGUGUGAUGAGAGAGUGGCGUCAGCAAAACUUGAAGUUCAGAAGAAGAUGGAGAAGCUCAUCCCUCCUCCUGUUAUCUCCUCACAGCAGGUAAAUGGAGUUCCCACUGUGAAUGGAGAAGAGCAAACUAAAGAGGAGGCGCAGGUGAAGGCAGGAUUUGAUGAAACUAAGACUACACCUGUCGUAAGCCAGAACCCCAACCUUGCCCAGGCAAAAGUAAAUGAGCCAGCUGAACUCCUGACCAAUGAGAUUAUAGUGGACAAAGGUCUGGAUGCCCCACGGCUUAUGCCUUCUGCAAAGGAUCUCUCCAAGCCAGAGUCCAAGUCUGUUCCCUUAACCGUCACAGUGAAGCAGGAAACCCUGCUGCCACCAGAGGGGCCUGUGGGGGCAGAAGACCGGGAGGCAGAGGCUAGCAAACCACAGAAGAAGACUCAAGAUGAGGUGGAGGUGAUGGAUGCUCAUGGAGAAGGCACACAAAUAGAAGAGGCAGAUCCUGGCAUGGAAGACAUGCUGAUUGACCAGGGGAAGGCUGGUGAGACUCCUCUUGGUCACAGAGUUGAGGACCCAGAGGAUUACGACGCAGAUGAACAAAUAGUGGGCGGAGUUGAUUUGGAAAAACCACAGAAUCAGCAGGGUGAAAAUAUAGACAAGGACAUGGAGGAGGAGCUGGCUGACUAUAAUGGCGACGACGAGAAUGAAGGAGAGUUUGAAGCAGACAAACAAGCUGAGCUUGCACAAAUCUAAGAGAUGUUGAAGGAUCAGAGAAGUAUCCCAUCCACCACAUUAACAAAUAUGAACUGAACCAGUAGUUCUUUUUGACUUCAGCACAACAGCAUCGUACAAGUCACGACAGUCACAAACACAGUGAACACAAAACACACCCAGACAGAACUUCCUGUAUGGAAGUGUUCUGACAUUCAGCUGGUUAACAUCAUUGGUAUUUGCCAUGGAAUGUGUAAUGGAAACUAUUUUAUGAGUGCUUUGCAUACACUUAAUAUCUCAUUAUUACUUGGGAUAUUCAAGUCCUUUGCCUUUGUGUUGGCACAUUUAAAGCAUCAUCAAAUUUACAAUAUCAGCCAAGCAUGUGUACACACUACCCAUUUAGUUGCAUUCACAGCGGUUAUUGUUUCGGGCACUGCCCUGACACAUGUCUUAAGAUGUCUCACAGCUUAAGACAUGGCAAGACAUUUUACAAGGCUGUCUUAAAAACACUCAUUAGGCUUCUGUUAGACAUUCCAAUGUGUGUUUUGAAGAUGUCUUAGGAUAUAUUCUUUAUAUUCACUCUGUUAUGCCUAUGUUAUUUAUGUUCCAUAGAAAUAUUUUAAUUCAUGUUUGUAACAGCAAGAGAGACCCAUCAUAUUAGCUGGUUUGUGGAAUAUUACAUACAUCGUAGACGAUCUGAGUGAUUUCAAUGACAGAACUCUUCUAUAAAGGGACUCUGUAACAUCCGCUCCUGCCCAUCCAGAGGUGUAACAGCAUGUCACAAUUUGCCUUAAGUUACUCCUGGGCCCAGUAUUCACAAAGUUGUUCAUUGGAAAGUUACUGACCAUGGUGGUAAUUGGUGAUUGCAAAAAUGCUGGCAACAAAUGAAGGAAAUGUGUUGAGUUGCUUGUUAGACUCUGAUGUUAAAGCCAGUGAAACAGACAACUGAAAGCACUUUGUCCACCUCGGUGUCACUGCAACAUCAGCACAAUAUAUGUCACAUGAACACCAAAGCUACUGGUUUCAUUUUUUAAUUAGUAGUGGAAAAAAAAAACAGUCAGUGCAGGGGAUGAUCAGUGACCAGUUUUUGCGAAGUGUCGCCCUUGACAAGCUUUGGCAGAUCAAAGCACAAAAGUUUGAAUGUGUACUCAGCUCAGGGGCCAGAAGAAUCUACAUCUACUCUUUUUAUCUGGUUUGGUUAACCCAGCAUUAUUAAAGGUUUUGGCUCAAAAUGAAAUGAAUGAUUCAGAAGAACUUGAUGGUAUUCAUUGAUCAGAUCUGUUUUCUCAAGAUGUUGCAUGCAGGCCAGUAUUACCGUUCCUGCAUAUAUCAGCUUUCCAAUAGCACAGGUAGCACCAGUUCCUCUAGAACAAAUGUUUAGAUUGUGUGCUAUCUCUACUCCUCCUCAGAGGUUUGUAAAUGAACUUUGUGGAUACUGGCCCUGGUCUGCUGAAUUGAAUGGACUGUGGAGAAACUGGAGUGGGAUUUCUGAAAACUGCUGUAAAACUGAAUGAAGGACAUGUCCUUAGAGUGGAGCAACAUGUUAUUUAACCCACCCACAAGCCUGUAGAUUUGAACUGUUAAAAUAACUGUACUAUUUUUAAUGUUGAUUGCACAUGCAGGACAGUCUGCUGAACUUAAAAAUGAAAUCAUUGAGUAUAAAAGUAAAGAAAUGUUAGAGAUCAAACAAGACAAAACAAAAACAAAGAAACAAAAAUGCAGCUGUUUCUGUUAAAUUUUGCAGAGGUCCUAUGUUUUGUUGCCUUAUACUGUAUAUUUGACAGAAUUUCAUUUGGUUCCAGGUACUGUUCAUAGAACCGGCUGGUCUGACUGCAUACUUGCAGUUUCCUAAUUGUAACAACCAUUAUUUGGCAUACACUGACUGCUAGUUCUGACAAUUAAUGUGCAUUUCUUUGUGAUCUAUGUUGGCUGUCCUUGUACAUUUUCACGCACAGGAUCCAUAAUGUUUUAGUCAAUUAUCUUUCUAUGUUGCCGUCUUUUGCCUGUCUGACAUGACUUGUGUGUCAGUGGUUAAAUCUUGAUAAAAAUGUGAAGGAGCGUAUUAGAAAUAGAAUGGUUUAUGAUUUUAAAAUUUUUCCAGGGAGGCUUCACCCUGUUAAGUCACAUUAUUAAGGUCACUUUACCUUCUAUGAGAUCAGGAUUUUUAACUUAUUGUUUAAUUUUAAUUUUUAUUGUUUUUAUUUUAUUUUUAUUUUGUCUGGUCCUUAUCAUCAAGUCCCAGUGUAGUCAUAUAAGAAUAGGAGUAAUGAUUCAGGAUCACUGCCAAAUCAUAAGAUAACCUAUAAUGGCAUCUUUUUGAUUUAUCUUUUGACAUUGAUCUGUUGACAUUGUGUCCAAAUGUUGCUCAUGUCUAUUUUCACAGUUGGCAGACUGCUCCCAAAUCAGCACUCCUGCUCUGAGUUAUGAACGUGGACCCACCAGUAUGUUGGUGAAAAGUGUCUUCCGUCUGCCUUUUUAUUUUCCUCUUGUUAAAACUUACAGGGCACACUCUGCUCCUGUACAGACUGCUUAUGCUGUAAAACAUGAUUUUUGUGGUGUAUUGUUGUUUUGUAGUUGUCGCUAAUUUACGGUGGGUUAGUUUCUCUGACACAGCAAAGUCUGGCCCGCCAAUGCUUUGUUUCUGCCGGGUACUAAACUUUGUUUGUAUAACAACGCCCACUUUUUGAACUGGACGUCUGUCUACUUGGAGAUAUUAUGUUAUGAUUUUUAUCAGUUGGAUUCACGUUUUUGUUGAUUUGCUUGAAAACCUCUAUGUUCUGAACCGUUGAUGAACAAAUUAGCGAAAUGUUUGGUAAUCAUAGGCUCUAUUGAGGAGUUGUCUGACUGAAGGUUAACCAAUAAAAUUGUUUUUAUUACCACUAUCAA
This is a messenger RNA of Myripristis murdjan (pinecone soldierfish), 4281 nucleotides long. It is a transcript of the gene golm1, whose product is annotated as golgi membrane protein 1. Bases 190 to 1437 code for a protein of 415 amino acids. The transcript is spliced from 11 exons. The record is from RefSeq and is a predicted model, not a curated record. Gene Ontology annotation, cellular component: Golgi apparatus. NCBI's taxonomy places the organism in Eukaryota, Metazoa, Chordata, Actinopteri, Holocentriformes, Holocentridae.